This is a messenger RNA of Jaculus jaculus (lesser Egyptian jerboa), 954 nucleotides long. RefSeq names its product NADH:ubiquinone oxidoreductase core subunit S3 (gene Ndufs3). Gene Ontology annotation, molecular function: NADH dehydrogenase (ubiquinone) activity. The transcript is spliced from 7 exons. NCBI's taxonomy places the organism in Eukaryota, Metazoa, Chordata, Mammalia, Rodentia, Dipodidae. The record is from RefSeq and is a predicted model, not a curated record. Bases 96 to 887 code for a protein of 263 amino acids.
AAGAAAAUCUGUUGCACACUUCCGUUUCCGGUCCGUGCCCUUGGGGCUCCGUGUCCUGCAGGCUCUGCCGGAUACCUAGUCGGCCAUCCCAGGAUAUGGCGGCUGCGGUGUCCCGGGUCUGGUGGCGGGGGCUCCUGGGGACCUCAGCUGUAGCCAGGGGAGCUGGGCGACCCUCCGUGGUGUUGCAGGGGGUAAGGAGGGAGAGCGCAGCAACCGACACGCGCCCUACUGUCAGACCACAGAAUGAUGUGGCCCACAAACAGCUCUCAGCUUUUGGAGAGUAUGUGGCUGAAAUCCUACCCAAAUAUGUCCAACAAGUUCAGGUGACUUGCUUCAAUGAGUUAGAAGUCUGUAUACAUCCUGAUGGGGUCAUACCAGUGCUGACUUUCCUCAGGGAUCACACCAAUGCACAAUUCAAGUCUUUGGCUGACUUGACAGCAGUGGAUAUCCCAACCCGGCAGAACCGUUUUGAGAUUGUCUAUAACCUGCUGUCUCUACGCUUUAACUCAAGAAUCCGUGUGAAGACUUACACAGAUGAGCUGACGCCCAUUGAUUCUGCAGUCUCUGUGCACAAGGCAGCCAACUGGUAUGAGAGGGAGGUCUGGGACAUGUUUGGAGUUUUCUUUGCUAACCACCCUGACUUAAGAAGGAUUCUGACAGAUUAUGGCUUUGAGGGACAUCCUUUCCGGAAAGACUUCCCCCUCUCUGGCUAUGUGGAGCUACGCUAUGAUGACGAAGUGAAGCGUGUGGUGGCUGAGCCUGUGGAGUUGGCUCAAGAGUUCCGCAAGUUUGACCUGAACAGCCCCUGGGAGGCAUUCCCUGCCUAUCGUCAGCCCCCCGAGAAUCUCAAGCUUGAAGCUGGAGACAAGAAACCUGAAGCCAAGUAGUUCCACGAAGGCAUUUGGAGAAUGCUUUAUCUAUGACUGUAAAUAAAAUUACUACUUUGACUCACAA